This is a messenger RNA of Salpingoeca rosetta, 1497 nucleotides long. RefSeq lists its product as uncharacterized. The transcript is spliced from 16 exons. Gene Ontology annotation, cellular component: transcription factor TFIID complex. NCBI's taxonomy places the organism in Eukaryota, Choanoflagellata, Craspedida, Salpingoecidae. Gene Ontology annotation, molecular function: transcription cis-regulatory region binding; RNA polymerase II general transcription initiation factor activity; chromatin binding. Gene Ontology annotation, biological process: transcription initiation at RNA polymerase II promoter. Bases 1 to 1497 code for a protein of 498 amino acids. The record is from RefSeq and is a predicted model, not a curated record.
AUGGGCAAGCACGUUGGCCACCGGAGUGUUGUGUUCACGCUGCUUGACGCCGCCGAGAAUGAGCAGCUCUACUUCCACGUCCGCACACAGGCCGUCCUCGCACUCGCACAGUGCGAGAAUGUGGAUGAGGAUCAACACGGCAUCGUCGCUGCCCUGCGCGCGUUUUACGAGCGGCAUUACUGCGCAAAGAGCGAUUUUGGAUUCGUGCCGCUCGAGAACGACUUUUCCAACUUUCCCGCCUACUUCUUGCAGCAGGCGACGCUGACGGCGCUCUCGCGACUGAAGAACACAUACGGAGUGCCGCCAUUGGAAAUUGUUGAGAUGCUCCACACCAUCGUGCUCGCAACAGAUCAGGGGUCGAACCAGUACGAUGACGCCACGUUUCGACGCCACACGCUCGCGUGUUUUGCUCACGCCCUCCGCCCACACAAGCGGCGAAAUGCACAGGAUAUGCCCGCAGAUCAGCAGGCCAAGCGGCAGGAAUGGGUUCGCCGGGCGGUUUCGCUGUUUGCGCACUGCAUCAGCUACGACCACGUGUCCGCAUCAUACAAGAAACGCGUCACCGUCGGGUGUGUGGAUGCCUUGACAUCGUUUGCCCGCUGGCACUACAUCGAACCGCCACUGACUCUCCUCAACCAACUCAACUCUGAUCGCCAGCCCGCCUGUGUGCGACACGCAGCGCAAGCAGCGCUACUCAGACUCUCAAGGGACAACAUCCACGUGUUCAAUCACUGGCUGCGUGUACUCGAAUCCAUGAAAGACCACGAGCGGUUGGAGACGCGGCGGUGGUGCCCGCGCGUGCAAUCAGCGGCAUACCGCCUCCACAGUACCAUCAUGCAUACCACAAAAGAGCCAGCAGGCAGUGCACUGCGCACGAAACUGCGGGAUGAGCAAGUCUGCAUCUGCGUCCCCAGCGCGUGCACGAGCAGGCGUGUCACCGGUUCCAAUGUCAUCCACACCAACACCUUCCAGCACGCGACCAACAACAGCACGCAAGCCAUCACCAGCGUCAGUAGCGUCAGCAGCAAAGGCCAUGUCGCAAUCAACAUCAUCAUCAUCGUUGGUAUCAUCAGCAAAGCGCCCGCGGUCUACUCCUCCGGCCCCGAAGGUUGCGUCACCAUCCUCAUCAUCAUCCUCCUCAUCAGCACCAACGACAGCAGCAGCAAAGGACACGGGUUCGACUGGUGCAGUAGUGAAAUCAUCGACAACGACGAUGACAAGUGGCAAAACGUUACAGCAAGCAUCCAGCACACCGACAAGAGCCUCCUCAACACCUUUGGCAACAAAGGCACGGCCACCACCGCUGUCCAUGUCAAUCCCUGCACAUGUGUCCACGAAAGAGGAGGAGACACCGCGCACGCCCAAGAUCAGAAUCACCUUCUCAGCGUUCAAGCCCUCGGCACACACGCGCUCUUGUAUGAGAGCCGUUCCCCCCCCCCGGCCCCCACGCGACGUUUUGUGGUGGUCACUGACGUGCUCUCAGACACUGAAGUGUGA